Molecule: messenger RNA, 1696 nt
Organism: Paramecium octaurelia
Lineage: Eukaryota; Ciliophora; Oligohymenophorea; Peniculida; Parameciidae
Source: the annotation of a GenBank genome assembly
AUGUAAUAAAAUUAAGAAGGGGAUAAAGCACUUAAGGAACAAUAUUUGUAAGAUCAAGUCGAGAAAGGUUUAGAUGCUGAUUAAUGUGCCUAAUUUCUAGUCUCUCUUAAACCUGAAGGUGGUGAUGAUAUCGACAAUUGGAGUCUAGAUGAAUUGAGUAUAUUCUAUAUAUCAACUAAUUAGAGUCGGCUAUUGAGUAAUUUAAGGAAUCUCAAAAAUAAGCAGAAGAAUAAUAACCCAAUAAUUCAGAAGAUUAGGGCAAUCUUUAAUAAGCAUAACCAUAAGAAUAGCCAUAAUAAAAUUAAUAGAUAAUUUAAUAAAGUAAUACUCCUGUCCUUGUGAAUUGCUAUUAAAUUUUACCAAAUGAAUUAUCAGGUGAUAAUGUGUCUGUUAAGAUAUUGACGUAAUUCAAUGUCCUAUUCUUAGAUACAAAAAAGAGAGUGCCGGUUUCUUUUCCUCUUCAUACAUUGUAUUCUAGAUUGAAACACAACCUCAAGGUUGGAUUGUUUUUAGAAGAUAUUCAGAUUUUGAAUGGCUAAGAGACUCAUUGCAGAAAUUCUAUCCAGCUUUUGUUGUUCCACCUAUUCAUAAAAAGAGAUCAAGGUCAUUUGAGGACGCCUAUCUUAAUAAAAGGAUGAUAUUUUUGCAGAGAUUUCUGAAUAGCAUAUUCAAAUCCUAUGAAUUGAAAAGCAAUGUAAUUGUGAAGAACUUUUUGAGUUUAACAUAAAAUAAUGAAUUCAAAAAAUUCCAAGAAGUACAAAUUUAUUAAUCCGCAAGAGUAUUACUAAAUCUGCUCCACCAUAAACAGUACAAAGAAUGUUUUCAAAGGAUGGCCAAGUCAAUUGUGUUGCUCCAAUUGAAAUACAUCAAUAUGCCCAUCAAACUUAGGAUUACUUCUAUGAAAUAGAUGGAGUCUAUAAAAAAAUUAGAGUUUUAAGCAAGAGUCUUAAGGAAAUUUAAUUAUAAAAUUCAUUGAAGAUCUAUUGCGUAGGAGAGAUAUUCGCAUCGCUAUUUUAACAUUUAAACAAAUUAAAUUCUAUACUCCCAACUGGAUAAGCAUAAGGUUUAGCUGCUACUUUCUUAAAUUUGAAUAAUACCAUGAUUACAUGGGGAAAUAUUAUUGGAAAAUAAAUAGAAUAAACAGAAGAAUAUUUAAAUAGUUUCUUUAAAUAUUAACAACAUUAUAAUUCAUCCAUUAAAUAAAUAUACGAAACCAGAGCUGUAAUUUAAUAAGAUUUAGAAAAAUUCAAGUCUAAAUUACAUUAUAAAAAGGAAAGAUUAUUUUAAUUAGGAGAUGUGUCAAAAUGGGACCUAAGCAAAGAUAUUAAAUUGAAUCCCUAAGAAUUGUUAUAAAAUAAAAAGCUUGCAUUCCAAAAUAUGUGUGAUUAAGAAACCAAAUAAGAAAUGGGAAUGGAAAUGUUAGUAGGAUAUUACACAAACUAAAUCUUUUCACAAACUCAAUAAUUCUUUAAAUAGCAAUAACAAGAAUUAGUAGGACAUUUUAUUAAAUUUUGCUAAGUAUAAGCUUUCAACAUCACGGAUGUAAUUAUUUAUUUAAACUCAAGCAUCAUUAAUUAUGGGCAGAUGCCAUAACGAAUCUACAAAAUAAUUUAUUAAUUCAAUAGCGGUAGACGCAGAAAGUAGUUGUAGAAAGUAUUGGUUGAUAAAUUGAGAGAAUUUAUUAAUAUAAUUACAG